Molecule: messenger RNA, 971 nt
Organism: Ornithorhynchus anatinus (platypus)
Lineage: Eukaryota; Metazoa; Chordata; Mammalia; Monotremata; Ornithorhynchidae
Gene: SPP2
Product: secreted phosphoprotein 2
Exons: 7
Coding region: 138-677 (179 amino acids)
Biological process (GO): bone remodeling
Cellular component (GO): extracellular region
Source: RefSeq, a predicted model, not a curated record
UAAGGAUAAAAGCAAACCCAGUAGCAAGAGCAGUUAAUGAAGACAAUCCAAUGACUGGUGGAAUUGUAAUCUGAAGAUUUAACAGGGAUUUCUCCUGGUUUAGAAUCCAAUUACUAUUUCCUAAGGUGGGAAAGAACAUGAAGGUGUUUGCGAUAUUUGUCCUCAGUGUGAAUAUCUGGUCUGGUUCAGGUUUCCCAGUAUAUGAUUAUGAUCCAGGAAUAAAGGAAAAAGCACUUAGUGCCUCUCUUGCAGAAGUGAAUUCUAGAUCAAUUGGUCUAAGCCUGUUCAGAGCAUUCGGGAGCCUGGUUAAGGCGAUCAACUUUUUGGAUGAGAAUGACUACAACAUGGACAUAGAUUUCAGGGUCCGAGAAACUGAAUGCAGGAAAGAUUCUGGGAAAAAUCCAACCAUGUGCAGCUUCAAAAAGGGUCGUCAUGUGCAAACGGCUCACUGCAGGAGCAGCGUACAGAUCUCCGGGGAGGAGGUACAGAUGGUGUGGGUGGACUGUCGCCGGGACUUCUCUAGUUCUGAAUCCCAGAGCAGUGAAGAGAUAAUUUUCAGAGAAAUAUUGCAGGCAAACAGAAGGAGGAACAGUUACAUGGCAGGCAUGAGAGACCCUUAUAGAAACAGAAGAAUAUGGAAUAGACCAAAUCAACACAAUGGCUACUGGUUUGAGUAACACCCCUGAGAGAGGACCCAGACCACUGAGGAAAUAAAGUUGGAAGAGGCGUUAAAAUAAACUUUUCUACUACCUGUACCAUUUGGGGUAGGAUAAGGAAUGAUCAUUACACCUGUUUCUAACAAGUGAUCUGUGGAUAAUUUUAUCUUCAAAGAUGUCAUAGUUUAGGUGACAUUUUAGAGGUGGGACUUGGUAGCUUUUAAAAACAAGUUCUUCAAGUGGAAUCCAAUCAGAGCACUAAAGUGAACAUUAUAUUGGCAAUGGAUGACCAUUAAAAUAUUUUUUUCUUUUUCA